This is a messenger RNA of Penicillium atrosanguineum, 807 nucleotides long. RefSeq names its product alpha/beta fold hydrolase. The transcript has a single exon. Bases 1 to 807 code for a protein of 268 amino acids. The record is from RefSeq and is a predicted model, not a curated record. Lineage: Eukaryota; Fungi; Ascomycota; Eurotiomycetes; Eurotiales; Aspergillaceae.
AUGCAUUAUACGGAUACUGGAAACUCAUCAGGCGUCCUUGCAAUUUUUCUCCAUGGCUUAGGAGGAUCAACUGAAACAUUUUUGCCAAUUCUACCCUUUUUCUCCCACGAAACGAACCGCCUGAUUUGUGUUGAUUUUGAAGGAUCCGGUCAAACUCCGUUGUCUUCACCGAACGUCAAGCUAUCCAUCCCACGCUAUGUCAACGACCUGGAAUAUCUCAUCGCAUCUCUCCAAAACUCUGAUGGGGAAGAAUGCAGGGAGAAGACUCUCUUCAUCGGCCACAGCCUCGGAGCUAUCGUCGCGAUGCACUACGCCGCCAAACACCCAGAUAAAGUCCAAGGUCUCGCGCUAUUGGGACCCGGCCGCUCAAUCGCCCAGAUUCCUAUCGCUAGAGAACGGAUGCUAGGCCUGGCAGAAAAGACACGCGCAGGGGGAAUUGAAGCUGCUGGAGAUAUUGCAACUUUUUCUAAUUUUCCUCAGGGGGGUGCUGUUGCACUUGAAAUGCGAGAGAGUGUACGAAAGGCCGUGGAGAAAUGUGACGCUGAGGCCUAUGCUAGGACAUGUGAAGCCAUAGCAGGCCUCGAUCAUUUGGAUCCUGAUUACAGCUGCAUCAGUGCACCGACCUUGUUGCUAGCAGGAGAUGGUGAUCUCAUAUCUCCUCCGGAAAGGUCUCUCGCUUUACAGGGCCUGAUAGGGGACAAUGCAUGGGUUCAGGUUCUUGAUGGCGUUGGGCAUCAGAUGAUUCUUCAAGACUUGCAAGGAACUGUCAACGCUAUUAAGGUUCUUCUUGAAAAAGUGGGUAGAUAG